Molecule: messenger RNA, 3171 nt
Organism: Erpetoichthys calabaricus (reedfish)
Lineage: Eukaryota; Metazoa; Chordata; Cladistia; Polypteriformes; Polypteridae
Gene: prkag2a
Product: protein kinase, AMP-activated, gamma 2 non-catalytic subunit a
Exons: 16
Coding region: 47-2020 (657 amino acids)
Source: RefSeq, a predicted model, not a curated record
GCUGCGCUCAGUCCUCUCAACGCCGAGCACUCGAGCAGCCGUCGGAAUGUGGGCGUGGCGGCUGCCAAUCGCUUCCCCCCGCCCCUUCCCCGCCGUGCUGCACGCCUGUAAACAAAGCCACGUGACCCUGGGCCGAGUUUUGCGCACUUGUCUCCGCAGACUUUGGACACGCAGGUCCGCGGAAAGCGAGCGCGGGCGUGCUGUGUGUGCGCGUAUCGCGACGCCACGCAUUCGCCGGACGUGCAAAGCAACUCUCGCGCGCUGGAAUGAAGCAGCUGACGCCCGAGAAGAGCUGAUCGCCCGCAGGAGGCUGCCACGCGUGCCAGUGCUUUUCGCGGGACUACUGGAGGCAAUGGGCAGCACUGCCAUGGACACGAAGAAGAAAAAGGACGCGGCGAAGAAGAGCUCGAAGCCGAAGCGCCGGACGCUGCGCUUGAACAUGCCCGACCUCAGCUCAUUCGCAAUGCCGUUCCUGGAUGGGGAUCUCGAGAGCUCGGACAAAGAUGGUGCCAGGAAGGAAGAAAGCAGCAGUCUCUCAGCAAGCCCAACCAGAAGCUUCUUCUUUCGAAGUCACUCAAGCCGGCCCUCCAGCCCCUUGUCUGCCCCUGUACGUGCCAAACACAGCCCGGGCUCCCCCAAAACGCUGUUUCCAUAUUCCUAUCAAGAGUCGCCACCCAAGUCUCCUCGCCGCAUGAGCUUCACUGGCCUCUUCCGUUCUUCUUCCAGGGAUUCCUCGUUUGGCUUCACCCCUUCAACGUCACCUGUCAGCAUGAAGCUGUUCUCCCGCUCCAAGAAAGCUUUGGGGGUCUCCUCUCCAUCUUCGACUCCGACUCAAGUGACCAAACAGCUCUCCUUUCCUCUUGAGGCAUACAAGAAUGAACCAGAGCGUCUGGAGUCCCGCUUACGCUCCAACUCCUCUCCUGCAGACACUGGCCAGCACUUUUCCAUCCCUGCUGUUCGGGCGGGGAUGUCUGCCAAGCUGCCCACGCCCCUGCAUAUUCCAGUGGCACCCUCCAGGACCGUACUCGGCUUCGCGGAAGGCAUGCUGGAGAAACUGGAGCUGGAGGAUGAAGUGGCCGAGGAAUCGGAGAGUGACAUUUAUAUGCGCUUCAUGAAGUCCCACAAGUGUUAUGACAUUGUUCCUACGAGCUCCAAGCUUGUGGUCUUUGACACUACGCUUCAGGUUAAGAAGGCUUUCUUUGCCUUGGUGGCCAAUGGUGUGCGGGCUGCUCCACUCUGGGAAACAAAAAAGCAGAGCUUUGUAGGAAUGCUAACAAUAACGGACUUCAUCAACAUACUGCAUCGAUACUACAAGUCACCAAUGGUACAAAUUUAUGAACUUGAAGAGCACAAGAUUGAAACGUGGAGGGAACUGUACUUGCAGGAAACAUUUAAGCCUUUGGUAAACAUAUCGCCUGAUGCGAGUCUGUUUGAUGCUGUGUAUUCACUCAUCAAAAACAAAAUUCACCGACUCCCCGUCAUCGACCCGAUCAGUGGGAAUGCACUUUAUAUCCUCACCCACAAGAGAAUUCUCAAGUUUCUGCAGCUCUUUUUGUCUGAGAUGCCAAAACCUGCCUUCAUGAAGCAAACAUUAGAAGAGCUGGGCAUUGGAACAUACAGCAAUAUCGCCUUUAUUCAUCCAGACACUCCGAUCAUUAAAGCACUGAGUUUAUUUGUGGAGCGGAGAGUGUCUGCACUGCCCGUGGUCAAUGAAUUGGGAAAAGUUGUAGAUAUUUAUUCCAAAUUUGAUGUAAUUAACCUUGCUGCUGAGAAGACGUAUAACAAUUUGGACAUCACAGUGACGCAGGCACUACGACAUCGCUCCCAGUAUUUUGAAGGUGUGAUGAAAUGCAAUCGGUUAGAGACACUGGAGACCAUUGUUGACCGUAUAGUCAAAGCUGAGGUCCAUCGCUUGGUUGUGGAUGAUGAGAAUGCGAGUAUCGUUGGCAUUGUGUCUCUCUCUGACAUUCUGCAGGCUCUGGUGCUCACGCCGGCAGGUAUAGAUGCUCAACAUUCCUAAGUGUCUGGAAACUGACCUCUCACCCCUUCCCUCAAGUCCUCAGGUGCCAAACGAAAGGAAAGUGAGACCGAAUGAAGGUGGCAGCAUGUGGAAGAGACGGGCGAGCAACGUUGUCUGGGCUGGACUCUGAACAAAAGACUUUUGAGGCUGGGCUUGUGGUGGCGGCGGCCAACUUGCCGAGUUUGAAGAUUUUUUUUAAUUUUUAUUUUUAGCAAGGAAUGCUGGGCGAGCAGUGGAAUCGUUUAGCAGUGGACCCGGUCUGUUGUGGGGGGGGGGGCGGCGGUUGGCGUUUUAUUUUGAAGUACAAGCUGGUAGCCAAUCAUCUUUGUGUUUUUAUUGUCUGCCGUUGCAUCACUUUGCAGGUUUUUUUUCCUUCAAUAAUGGACUUUCACCUUGUGUUUUUAUAUAAAUAUAUAUGAUAUAUCUAUAUUAUAUAUAUUUAAAAAAAAAAAAAAAGAAUAUAUUAAAGUGCUUCAGAUACGUCUGGAUGUGAGAGCCAGUGCUCACCUUUCCAUUAAGCAGAUAAGCCUCUUAAUUUGACAAGUCGGUCCUCUUCUGCGUUUGCCUUUGUUGUGCCCCCUGCUUCAGGCCUCUGGCGCCCAGGGUGGCGAGCUUGUUGCGUUAGUGCGUCAUGAGUGCCUUAACACGUGGCCAUUUCUAGCUGCUAGCAAAGUGAAUGUUGAUGUACAGUAAAUGUAAGUCCGUGAACGGUUUUUAAUUGUUUUGUAUGAAAGGUGAUUUUUCUACUAUGGGCACCGACACCCCUACCCCCUAAACCUGCCCCCCGUUUACUCGCGUGAAGCAAGCCAUGGAAAGCAGGAUGAUGCUGCCGAGUCGAGCAGCCACGCGCAGACUGACCCGAUGAUUUCUAGGGAUCUCGAUGUGGAGCUGCUGCUGUUCACACGCUUGUCAGGACAUUUUGACGCAUGACAAUGACACUAGAAUCUCAGUGCUUGUAGUUGAUGCAUUUUCUGUCGUUGUAAUCAAAAGCAAAGCUACUGAGUUGCUUUUGGAAGCUUAGGUGGUGUGUUUCCGUGUAGUGUUUCCGUUUUUUCUUUUUCAGGUAAAUCAUUUUGUUCCUUUUGUGGAAAGGCCAGUGGAGCGUCUCCUAAUGUUUUUAUACAAUCUUGCCAAUAAAGAAUUGAUGGAAA